Messenger RNA from Cladocopium goreaui, 3600 nucleotides. NCBI's taxonomy places the organism in Eukaryota, Dinophyceae, Suessiales, Symbiodiniaceae. The record is from the annotation of a GenBank genome assembly.
AUGCGGGUGCUGCACGUCGCAGUGCCUUUUCUGUGUUUGAGCAGUGGGGCUGCCACCUGCCUGGACGACGCAAUACCACCAUCCGAGCGAAAGAAUUUGACAAAUGUGGAAGGUGAAAGCUAUCCACUCGGGAUAUGGAUCGGCAAUUGGGCAUCUGGUCGGCUCAGUGCCGCCAUGGUCCAGAUCCUAAUUGAAGAACUCAUGGGUUUUCACGUGCGCACUGCCGAGGGGUCAGGAACUGCGAUGCAGAUGUACGCCAUGACAGGGUGUGAGACACCCACAAAUCCACAGGAUCGUGGAUGUGGACCUCAAGCUCCCAAGCAGACUUAUUUCCACGUCGGUAUGGAGGGUUGGACUAAACCGUACUGGCAGACAUGGGCAAAAAUCCAAAGGGACUUCCCAGCAACUGCUCCAGUAAACCUGGGGCACAUUGGAUAUGAUGGAGACGGAGGGCAGUUUGUUGCAUUCAACGUCGUUCGCAGAGCCUUUGAAACAGAAGGAUUGUUGUUGGACUUCUACGGCAGCUACCAUGCCUCGUGGCACACUCCAGGUGCGUACUUCGACAAGAUUACAGCUGUGAAUGUGUCCGACCUGACGCCCUGCAAUGAAAACCCAUGGCUGUCAGACCAAGAAACACUGCAGAUCUACGUGCAAGCCACCGGAGAUUACGAUGGUGUAGAAGAGGUGAAUGGGGAGCUGCGUGGCAAGUGCUUCUCAGGCUACUUUUGGUUUCCGCCAGCAUGUCGCGUAGACACAUCCAACUGUGUGCUGUUCUUGACAAGCGCAGGAUACGAAAUGUGGGUCAUGAUGCAGAGAGCGACAAUCUACAACAUGCCAGUGGCACCUGUAGAUGUCAAGGAUUGGGAGAGGUUCGCGAGUUUGCCUCAACAAAUCUCGUGCCUUUUCUACGCAUGGGAACCUGACCCGACCUUCUUAGGGCUUCAAGCCAAGAUGCUUAUGUUCCCUAGAUACAACCGGAGCGACUGGGAGCAAGGAUUCGCCAGCACUGCCGCUCAAGGUGUGCGUCUUGAAAAGUAUGCUAGCCAUGACCUUCAAAUUAUUGCGCCCACAGUGCGGGAGUUGCUGAGUGCUUUCUCAAUUAGCUUUGACGUUGUGAAUCAGCUCCUGGCAGUUCAAAAGGCCCAGGGCAGUUCUGCCAUGGACGUGGCAUGCAGCUGGGUGCAAAGAAAUCGUGACAUUUGGGAAAAGUGGCUGCCAGACACCACAGCAUGCUUCCCACAGUUCGGGCUUUUCGAUAAGGUGACGGAAAUAUUCAAGGAUGACAGGGAAGGUGACACCAGCAAUCUGAUUUGCAAGGCGUGCGGUUCAGGCUCUUUUUCUGCCAGCCUUCGCGAUGGCAAAGGCCUGACAUACGUAUGCCGCCCUUGUGCUCCAGGAUAUGCUCAACCCUCCGGUGCGUCCACCGCAUGCGAGCCAUGCCCGGUGGGAGAAUACCAGGAGGAGCCCGGGGCAUCGUCUUGCAAGCGAUGCGCUUUUGGCCAAUACCAGAAUGCCACGGGACAGAGUCAGUGCCGCAAGUGCCCUGCAGAGCGGACUACGUUGGGACUUGGCUCGGAGUCACUGGCUGAAUGUGUUUGCAAAGCUGGAUCUAUAGAAGAGGAUGGGCAGUGUGUUCCGUGCGGCAUUGGCCUUUCUUGUCCGGUCGCCAGCAAAGUUGCAGGGCUGACGGCCCACCUUCCUGCAAGCAGUGCAGAUUUCGAUCGGCCGUUCAUCGAGCACGGAUACAACAGUGAUGCAGAUGCCCCGCUCACAAUCUAUCGGUGCCGAGAACAUUGUCCAGGGGGUGCGCCUGGGACAUGUUCUGCUGGACGCAUUGGGGUCACCUGCGCAGAAUGCCCAGCGGGAAGUUUCGCGUGGGGUGACGGCACGUGCUCUGCAUGUGCUGAGGGGAACAUUUCUCUUUGGAUGAUCAGUGGCGGAGUUGUGUUGUUGCUGUGCGUUUUUCCAGCCUAUGCUCGGCUCACUGGGCCCUACUCUCCGAAGAUUGGUGCCACAGGCGUUGCGUGGUCCCUUCUGGGCUUGACCGUUGAAAUUGCUCAGAAUUUGCAGGUGGUGAGCACAGCACCCACCAGCUGGCCGCCAUUGAUGGUGAGAAUCACCAGUUCCGUGAGUGGUCUGAGCAGCAGCUUGAGCGGCCUGGGCGGCUUUGCCUGUAUAGGGCAUGCUGGCGUGGUGAUGAUGUAUGCCGGCCAGGUUUUGAUAUUUCCUGCUGUGAUUGGUAUCGUGCUGUUGACCUUCGGGCUCACGAAAUUGUUUCCGUUUGUGAGACAGGCUUGCAGCUGUGCAGGAGCAACAAGAAUGAUGGCAUGUUGUGGACGCCUCGCCCGCAUUUGUCGCAUUCCGCUCUUGCCAGAAAGGGCAUACACAUGGACCUGGUAUGGCACUGCUUGUCUCACAGGGAAGUUUUGCCAGUUGACUUUUCCCACCAUGGCAAAUGUGGGGCUUUCACCGAUGAUGUGCUACAGCCACCCAGGCGGACAGAAGUACAGCCUCAUGAAGUACAGCAACACCUUCUGCGGGACGAGUGAUCAGGUUGUCAUGGUGUGGGCUGGCGCUGGCCUAUUGACGUUGACCUUCUCUUUCCUGGCUCUUUGCAUUUGGAUUGGGCUCAGAGCACCGGCCCUUUCAGUCCAAGGUCAAGGAGCUGCAAAGUUUCUGUUCGCAGACUUCCGCCCGGACGUAUCGUGGUUUGGCCUGGUCAUGCUUGCUCGUGGUCUGCUCCUGUCCUUGCCCAGCGUGGUGGUCCCCGACUCACCAAAUGUGCAGCUCGUGCUGAUGCAUUCUGUGAUUCUGGUCUCCAUGGUCUUUCAAGCCUAUUUCCAACCGUGGAAAUCAUCGGCCUUGAAUUUGGUGGACACAAUUUCGCAAUCAUUGCUUCUGACCCUUCUGGGCAUUGGAUUGGGAGGGUUGGGGCACAGUGAAAGUGCAGUCCGUAUCCUUCACCUUCUUGGCGCAGUGUUCUGCAUCGCUCUUCUGGUGGCCCUUGGGUUGGCCUUUGUUGUGUUGACUCUCGCAAUAGCCGUAGACAAGAUCUGGGGCUAUUAUGCCCUGGGGCAGCAAAUUGCCAGCCUCGGGGCUGCUCCUGACUCAGCCUUCUUAGUUUACUUGUUGCAGGAAUUGACCGGCAGCAUGCAGAAGAAAGCUUUACAGCGAGAAUCCCUGGUCGCAGCAAUGGAUCAAUUUGGAACGCAUGACGCUCGUAUGAUCCUGAUGUCCUUGACAAUUCUGGAAAUGGAACUGGGCCUCUCGGCGCCCUCGGAAAGCCUUGACCCAGCGAGAGAUGCCGCUUUUCCAGUCGCCCGCGUGGGUUCCUCGACGAUCGCCAAGCGACGUGCCUCUUGUGAAACCGUGGUGCAGCGAAGCCGGCGAAGCUCAACGCACAACGAGUCGAUUUCAUUGGCGGAGGACCUUGUGGAUGGGGAGCAAAGUGCAACUUCAAACGGGUCCAAACCCCAUCUUGCAGCGGAUGUUCCUCCAGAAGUUCUGCACCUACAUCUUCGAAACCUAAAAACCGUGUUGGAACAGAAUGGGGAGCAACAACUGCAAGACAUCAAAUAUUUAGUCAGUGUCGAUACGUGA